AUACGCGAUCAGACACUUGUAAAGUAGCUUCCAGUUGUGAGGUUCGACAGUACACGACACAUCGUCCAGCACCACGCGUGGUUCGGCCUGCAAAUCGCAAUGCGCGCGAUGCCGAUGCAGACGAUGGCGCCCAUUCCGCGGCUUAGCUUGCAUCGGCUUGUCCCCAACAGGGACUACGCAACCACCGAAUCGGGUCGUGAAACUGUCCAGCAUCCAUUGCCCGAUCCGCUGUAAGACCAUGCUGGUUAAAUAGACGGUGCACGCUGCUGAGGCGUCUCACACAGACAUGCCGGCAAUGGCGGCCGUCGUCGUAGUAGCUGCGCUUCGUUGCAUGGCAUGGCCGUGUCUAGCAUUGCUGUGCUUUGCAAUGUUGUUACGUGUGCCGGCCGCGUCGGCUGAGACGGCGGCGUACAUUGUGCACAUGGACAAGUCGGCCAUGCCGCGGGGGUUCUCCAGCCACCUGAGGUGGUACGAGUCCACGCUCGCCGCGGUCGCCCCAGACGCCGACAUGUUCUACGUCUACGACCACGCGAUGCAUGGGUUCGCUGCGCGACUGCGCACCGUGGAGCUGGAGAGUCUCAGGCGGUCACGGGGGUUCGUGUCGUGCUACCGCGACGACGCCAAGAUGGUGCGCCGCGACACGACGCACACGCCCGAGUUCCUUGGCGUUAGCGCGGCGGGGGGUCUGUGGGAAGCGGCUGAAUACGGCGAGGACGUCAUCGUCGGCGUGGUGGACACCGGCGUGUGGCCCGAGAGCGCGAGCUUCCGCGACGACGGGCUCCCGCCGGUGCCGGCCCGGUGGAAGGGCUUCUGCGAGUCCGGCACGGCGUUCGACGCCGCCAAGGUGUGCAACCGGAAGCUCAUCGGGGCGCGCAAGUUCAACAAGGGCCUCGUCGCCAACACCAACGUGACCAUCGCCGUCAACUCCCCGCGCGACACCGAAGGUCACGGCACGCACACCUCGUCCACAGCCGCUGGCUCGCCCGUGCCGGGCGCGUCGUUCUUUGGCUACGCACCAGGCACCGCGCGCGGCAUGGCGCCCCGCGCCAGGGUGGCCAUGUACAAGGCCCUGUGGGACGAGGGCACGUACCAGUCCGACAUACUCGCUGCCAUCGACCAGGCCAUCGCCGACGGCGUCGACGUCCUCUCCCUCUCCCUCGGCCUGGAUGGCGUCCCGCUGUACCAAGACCCUAUCGCCAUUGGCACGUUCGCGGCAAUGCAGCGCGGUGUGUUCGUGUCAACCUCGGCGGGCAACGAAGGCCCCGACUUCGGCUUCCUCCACAACGGCACGCCGUGGACGCUCACCGUGGCGUCGGGCACUGUGGACCGGGAGUUCUCCGGCGUCGUGACGCUCGGCGACGGCACGACCAUCAUCGGCGAAUCACUGUACCCAGGCAGCCCGACGGCGCUCGCGGCCACCGGGCUCGUCUUCCUCGACGCGUGCGACAACUCCACUGUGCUCACCAAGAACCGCGAUAAGGUCGUCCUCUGCGAUGCCAGCGACUCUCUGGGCUCCGCGAUUUUCGCGCUGCAGGACGCCAAGGUGCGCGCGGGCCUCUUCCUGUCCAACGAUUCGUUCAGGGAGCUCUCGGAGCACUUCACGUUCCCGGGCGUCAUCGUGAGCCCGCAAGACGGGCCCAUGUUGCUCCAGUACAUACGAAGCAGCCGCGCGCCCAGGGCCGCGAUAAAGUUUGAGGUUACCAUCCUGGGCACGAAGCCCGCGCCGAUGGUGGCGACGUACUCGUCGCGUGGCCCGUCGGGGAGCUGCCCGACGGUGCUCAAGCCCGACGUGCUCGCGCCGGGCUCGCUUAUACUGGCCUCGUGGGCGGAGAACAUCAGCGUCGCCACCGUGGGGUCGCGGUCGCUGUACAACCGGUUCAAUAUCAUAUCCGGCACGUCCAUGUCGUGCCCGCACGCGUCCGGGGUGGCCGCGCUGCUCAGGGCCGUGCACCCGGAGUGGAGCCCCGCCGCAGUCCGGUCCGCGUUGAUGACGACAGCCAGCGCGGUGGACAACACCGGGGCGUCCAUCAAGGACAUUGGACGGCGCAACCGGCCAGCGACGCCGCUGGCGAUGGGCUCCGGCCACAUCGACCCCAUCCGCGCCGUGGACCCAGGACUGGUCUACGACGCCGGGCCGGAGGACUACAUCAAGCUCAUGUGCGCGAUGAACUACACCGCGCAGCAGAUCAAGACCGUCGCACAGUCGCCGUCGGCUGCCGUGGACUGCGCCGGCGCGUCCCUCGACCUCAACUACCCGUCGUUCAUCGCAUUCUUCGACCCGAACGGCGGCGCAGGCGAGAGGACGUUCACCAGGACCGUGAGCAACGUGGGCCACGCGCCGGUGAGCUACAGCGCCAAGGUGAUGGGCCUGAACGGGUUGACGGUGACCGUGGCGCCGGACAGGCUGAUGUUCGGCGGCAAGAACGAGAAGCAGAAGUACACACUCGUGAUCCGGGGGCAGAUGAAGAACAAGACCGACGAGGUGCUGCAUGGGUCGUUGACGUGGGUGGACGACGCCAGCAAGUACACGGUGAGAAGUCCGAUCGUAGCAACCACUGCGAGCUCAGAUCGGUUUUAGGAUUCUUACUAGUAAAGUUUGUCAACAACUGAGCAUACGGAAUGAUUGUCAGUAUUGGCACGUGUCGCCCUAAAAAAAAGUAAAAAACGAAACGCCUCAAAUGACCUUGUUGUAGCUCGUCUAUACGACAGAUGAUAGUAAUUUAUAUUUCAAUUUAAUCCUCUAAAA
Molecule: messenger RNA, 2746 nt
Organism: Phragmites australis (common reed)
Lineage: Eukaryota; Viridiplantae; Streptophyta; Magnoliopsida; Poales; Poaceae
Product: subtilisin-like protease SBT3
Exons: 1
Coding region: 287-2578 (763 amino acids)
Biological process (GO): proteolysis
Molecular function (GO): serine-type endopeptidase activity
Source: RefSeq, a predicted model, not a curated record